GUGUUCUGAAACCUACAUGACAUAAACUAACUGAAAAGCUCUAAAAAUGGGUGUGAGCAGGCUGUGGUCAUACCUGAAAGCCAAUGAAAGCUCUGUCUUAACAGAGGUGGACCUGGUCCAGGUGGCUAAAGAGUACCCAGGUGGGAUGAAACUUCUCGUGGACUUCUACUGCUGGGAGCACUUUAUCGCCAGGUGUUUGCGCGAGUCUCUGAUUGAAGUGACAGGCAACCCACACCUGGUAUUCUCAGGUGGGGAGUACAAGCUGAUGCAUGAGUUCCUGACAAAUUUAAUUCAGGAAUUCAGAAACGUUAAUAUUGAGUUGGUGUUUUAUCUCGAUGGAGCCAAAGGCAGCGCGCACUUCUCAACUAAGCACAAACUGAAUACAUGGAAGAAGCGGUAUUUUGAAGAGCAAAGGAGACUGGUGAGGUGUUUUGAAUAUCUGCGUGGUCAGAUACCUGUGUCUGAAAUUGACAGAGAUCAUUUGACACGCCCAUGCCUGCAGGAAGUACAGAAUGUCUUGACAAUACAGGAGGCUGGGUGUGAGAUUCACCUGCGUGUUUCAGGGGAAGCAGAUUUUGCAUUGGCUAAACGUAUGGUUGAAGAUGACAGGGUCUACGCAAUCCUCAGCAACGACACAGAUUUCUGUAUCUUCCCAAACUGUGUUUAUCUGUGUCUUGACUAUUUCGACAUCCACAAUGAUCUUGGGCUACGUCUCAACACCUUAAAACCCCAACGUCCUGAAAAACUUAUUUGUGGUGUUAUACAUACGGAGAGUAUUAUGAGGUUAUUAAAACUUCCAAAUCACCAGGCCUUGGUAGAGUUGGCUGUGAUAGGGGGCAAUGACUUCACAUUACCCUUUCUCUUAUCCAACCCAGUGUUCAAAAGUCAGUAUUUUGGUCAGUUUGAAAGGCUGGCCUAUUUGAUUAAUGGGUACGGGUGCGUGGAGAGGUGUGAAUUCUUUGGUACGUUGAUGGCCCAGAAUCAAAGCUUUUGUGACGCUGUCAAUCACGCGCGGCAGUUCUAUUCACUGACUCUAAAGGACGAGGAGGAAGAACAGACAGGCUACAUCUUCAACCUGAUCGCAGAUGGAAUAAGGUCAGGCAAGAUGCCCAGCACCAUCGUGUCCAUGCACCAAGGGACUUACUGGCACAGGCAGGUUCUAGAAGACCCUACACCAGGGAGACCUGUGGCUGAGGUAGCCCUUCAAACCCUCCGCUCCUACGUCUACAAGAUGCUGCUGCCCCGCGGCAAACAGUCAGUCCUAGAGUUGGGGCGGACACCACACAAGCUGAUGCUAGAGAUGGAGGUUGUAAAAAGUGAUGAUGGCUGGGUUCCCUCCCUUGCACAGGUGAGGAAAAAUGGAUAUCACCUGAACAAGCAGCUCUUUGAGAUGAUCAUACAGCAUCAGGAGAUUUGUGCUUUAGACCAGGAGAAUUCCUACUUCAAGGUGUACGGACUGCGCAUGGGGUUCCUGUGUUUCCUACUGCGCUACUUCCUGUUGCUGAACUGGGACAGAAAUCUGUUUCUCACGCCUGAAGAGUUCUAUGUUGUCGUAGCGUGGGUGCUGGGCGUGCACGAGGAUGAGCACUACCUGCGGAUGAAAAUUGUACCAAGCCCGCGCUGUGCUACGGUUGGGAGUUGGAUGCAGGUGGUCUAUAGAAAUGCUUACGCUUUUUUGGCGAAUAUUUUGGGUAUCUCUCGAGACUUUCCCGCCCCUAAGGAUCUUUUUUCAGGAGCAGCCUGGGUAGUACUGUAUACAGCCUGCGCUGUUAAUGAUCCUGACCCAACCUAUAGGGAGCCCAUGCCACUCAGUGUAAAGGUGGAGCAUUUGAAGACUGCCAGACAAAUCGUCCUGAACAUCGUUAAAGACAACAGGCAUAUUGUGAAGAACAUUGUCAGAGGACUUUUUCCUUUGGAGAUUUGAACACUUAUUUUUAAACUGCUGUAGACUGGAUUGUAUUAGUCACACUUUGUAAUGGCUUCUGGCUUUGGGUACUGUGUUGAAGAUCAAGGCUAUCAUCCAUUAGUCCUAGGUUCAAGGUCAUAACUGUCAACCUAGCCGAAAGGGUUGUUGAUAAAUUAAAAGUUAUUUGUUUUUGUUUUAAACAGUUUAUACUAAUGGCAAUUAACUUUUAAAUUUGAAAGCUUUUAAAACCAAUCUCAUUGGUUGUGCGCCUUGUGUGUUAAUUCCUCUUUGUCACAGGCUUUUCUCCUACCUUUUUCAUGGCACACACUCAAAACAAAAAUCAACCCUUGUUUUGUUAAUUUCCAUAAUUUUAUUGGUUCAUAGGAACAUUGUCUUCACUCCCAAACAUCGCCAUGUUGUUCCCGCGCUAUCUACCUCUCGCUUCCUUUCCUUCGCGCAUGCGCACACCCAUCCUAUAUUUUAUAUUCAUAUCGCCUUUUUAAGAUACACACUCGAAACAUACAUUUAACUGUUACACUCUUCUAUCCUGAAGGUUGGUUAAGUAAUAACUCAAUAUUUCUAGUACUUGAUCAAUAUUUGCUGUAAUAUUUAUAUUUCAAUACUAAUUAGAAAUGCAGUGUUGGCUAAAAAUACCAAGAGUAACAAUACAAUGUAAUAUGAUAUGUAACUAAAGUUCUUUGUAAUUGUGGUGUUAAAUUUCAAAUUAUAAUUAGCUUAAUUACAUCUAUAAGGUAUGGUUAUUAAUUAUAUUUAUGUAUGUUUUAAAAUUUCAAAAAGGAUAUGAUUACAGGUUUAGAAAAAUGUUUGAAAACUAUAGGUUACUACAGUUUAAAACCUGUUAAUGUAUGUUUAAAAAAAAUGUCUUUUUUGACUCUGCUUUAAUUUGUAAUUCUACUUUAUUUUUGUAAUAAAGUAGGAAAGGAA
Physella acuta is the source of this 2851-nucleotide messenger RNA. RefSeq lists its product as uncharacterized. Lineage: Eukaryota; Metazoa; Mollusca; Gastropoda; Physidae. The record is from RefSeq and is a predicted model, not a curated record.